Molecule: messenger RNA, 315 nt
Organism: Eimeria mitis
Lineage: Eukaryota; Apicomplexa; Conoidasida; Eucoccidiorida; Eimeriidae
Product: SAG family member
Exons: 2
Coding region: 1-315 (104 amino acids)
Source: RefSeq, a predicted model, not a curated record
AUGGCUGGUCUCAAGUUCCUGCCGUUGGUCACCGCCUCCAUAUUCUUGCUGGGCACCAACAAGGCAAACACGUCUAGCAAUGGCGCAACAGGCUACGAGGCCAAGCGGGUGGACUGCUCCGCGGCAAUGAACGCGGCCCGCAAUCUCGUCGGCUUCGCCGACCUCACAGUGGGACAGGCAGCUAACGAUAGGCUUCCAAUAGAUGAAGCUACCGCCAAAACAGCCGUAACCGGAACUGCGUACGUGAACUCAGUGUGCACGGCGCUGAAGGCUGUAAGUCGUGACACUAAAUUUCUCAACGAUUGGCUUCCUUGA